This is a messenger RNA of Aspergillus steynii IBT 23096, 1346 nucleotides long. RefSeq names its product rRNA 2'-O-methyltransferase fibrillarin family protein. Gene Ontology annotation, biological process: box C/D sno(s)RNA 3'-end processing; rRNA methylation. Gene Ontology annotation, cellular component: small-subunit processome; nucleolus; box C/D methylation guide snoRNP complex. The record is from RefSeq and is a predicted model, not a curated record. Bases 1 to 954 code for a protein of 317 amino acids. NCBI's taxonomy places the organism in Eukaryota, Fungi, Ascomycota, Eurotiomycetes, Eurotiales, Aspergillaceae. The transcript is spliced from 3 exons. Gene Ontology annotation, molecular function: rRNA methyltransferase activity; histone H2AQ104 methyltransferase activity; RNA binding.
AUGGGAUUCGGUGGACCUCCCCGAGGACGCGGUGGACCUCCUGGUCGUGGUGGUGGACGUGGUGCCCCCCGUGGAGGUGGUGGCCGUGGUGGUCGAGGCGGUCUCGGUGCUCGCGGUGGUGGCCGCGGUGCUCCCCGUGGCGGCGGCCGUGGCGCUCCUCGCGGUGGACGUGGUGGACGUGGUGGUCGCGGCGGUGGCCGUGGUGGUGCUGCCGGUGCCAAGGGCGGUGCUAAGGUCGUUAUUGAGCCUCACCGUCACGCCGGUGUCUUCGUUGCCCGUGGUGGUAAGGAAGAUUUGCUCGUCACCAAGAACUUGACGCCCGGAGAGGCCGUUUACGGCGAGAAGCGCAUUGCUGUCGAGUCUCCUCCCGAGGCCGAUGGUGCCGUGACCAAGACCGAAUACCGUGUCUGGAACCCCUUCCGUUCCAAGAUGGCUGCCGGUAUCCUGGGUGGUCUGGAUGACAUCUACAUGAAGCCCGGCGCGAAGGUCCUGUAUCUCGGAUCCGCCAGCGGUACCUCCGUCAGUCACGUUGCUGAUAUCGUCGGACCUACUGGAAACGUCUACGCCGUUGAGUUCUCUCACCGUUCCGGUCGUGACCUGAUCGGCAUGGCCACCCACCGUACCAACGUCAUCCCCAUCGUUGACGAUGCCCGUCACCCUCUCCGCUACCGCAUGCUUGUGCCCAUGGUGGACGUCAUCUUCGCCGAUGUUGCCCAGCCCGACCAGGCCCGUAUCGUGGGUCUCAACGCCCACCUGUUCCUCAAGAACGAGGGUGGUGUCAUCGUCAGUAUCAAGGCCAACUGUAUCGACAGUACGGCCAAGCCCGAGGUGGUGUUUGCUCGUGAAGUGCAGAAGAUGAGAGACGAGAAGAUCAAGCCCCGGGAACAGCUGACCCUGGAGCCUUUCGAACGUGACCACUGUAUAGUCUCUGGUCUUUACAAGCGUUCUGCAUAAAGGUUUUGCGUAAAAUCGGUGGUCUGAUCUUUUUUUCAUGUUUUAAUCAUUUCUUGUGAUCUCUAUUUUUUCUGGCGUCGAGUGUUCCGUGAUAUGUCGAAAUGCUUUCUUUUUUGUGUGCUCCCAAUUCAAGGUUUCUUCUAAAUGUAUUUUUGCUUGACUCAGAAAAUUUCCAACAUGUCAUUUCUUUUUCAGUUUUGAGACAGUUCAAGUUCGACAGCUUCCUGCCUGUGCAAUUGCAUGAAUGUGGGUUCCUCGCGAAGGGUCCUGAGCAAGAUCGGACUUCCGCCGUAUCUCGGCAGUCGGAUUACUCCCCGAGAGCAGGUCAUCGGAUUUGUUGCGGAGUUCAACUGGACUAAAGUACUAGUAGAAGACAAUCAACCACAAUGGAU